This is a messenger RNA of Orbicella faveolata, 2484 nucleotides long. RefSeq names its product QRFP-like peptide receptor. Gene Ontology annotation, biological process: G protein-coupled receptor signaling pathway. Gene Ontology annotation, molecular function: G protein-coupled receptor activity. NCBI's taxonomy places the organism in Eukaryota, Metazoa, Cnidaria, Anthozoa, Scleractinia, Merulinidae. The record is from RefSeq and is a predicted model, not a curated record. Gene Ontology annotation, cellular component: plasma membrane.
UUGGGCGAAAAAUUAUGGCAACAAGUGACGGGUUUCCUAUAGCAAUAGUUGCAACAUUCACGUGUGUUUACUUCUUGGUGUUCUUGCUAUCAAUCGCGGGGAACUCAUUCGUCCGUUGUCUAUGUUUCAAAUUAAAAAGACCACCAUGUUCGCUGAAAUGGUUCAUCGCUAACUUGGCUGUUGCAGACCUGGCAUUUACCACCCUGAGCAUAUUGGAUCUGAUCAACUUUUUAUGGACCUGGAUUGGCGGUCAAUUCUCCUGUAAAGCACAAAGUUUUGUUAUCGAAACGUGCUACACCACUUCAAUAAUGACUCUUGUUCUUAUAAGCUUCGAGCGCCUCCAGGCCGUGGUCGAGCCCUUCAGUGUAAGAUUCAUUACCACAGAAGGCGCGCAUCGCAAGCUGAUCGCCAUGUGGAUAAGCAGCAUCAUUAUCGCCUCGCCAUUGCUAUAUGCCUAUCAAGCUCAAGUGGAUGCCAGUGGUACGGUGUUCUGCACAAACAUCAAAUUCGGAGACAUGGGACGACAGAUUUAUUACAGUAUCCAUGCAGUUUGUUUCUUCAUCUUUCCUCUAAUCUACAUGAUUUAUGCCCAGUGGAACAUUUUUCUAUCGUUGCGCUCGGGCGUCUUUCCAACACAAAACUCCCUUGAAACAGGGUGCACCGUCCAACGCCAUCACAAAGUGGCGAGGAUUUUAGCCGCCUUAACGGUGGCGUUUGCAAUUUGCUGGUCACCAUUUGUGGUGGUGCGAACGCUGAUGUAUUUUCACCUCACCGAUGGUGGUUACAUCUGGAGGGCGUCCCAACUUUUAAUUCUCUUGAACACGGCCUUAGAUCCCAUACUGUACGGAAUCUACGGGGCAAAUUUCAAACGGUAUCUUCUGGGUUUAUUCAAGUGUACGAAUUUUCAACCAUCCACACGGAAGGAGACUUUUGGCAGAGAAAAACGAAAGAGGCAAAGAACAGACAUCGUACAUGUAGAACAAGUUUACGAUUUAAAUGUCUUGGAACUGGUUGACAAAUGAUCAAGUACAAGAGGCAAGACAUCACCAAACAUGGAAGAACGCAUCUGACUACAAACAACGAGAAGCGAGUUAAAAUACGACGAGUAGCAGAGUAUUUUGGACGAACUUCGAGGUGCACGUGUUUAAAAAUCUGGUCACGGACACGGUCUUGAGUACCUAAGUACAAGAAGAUGCAAUUUAUAUACCGAGAAUACACGGUCACGGUUGCUGAAAAUACUAGGCCCUUUUUUUCGAUAUUAGCAACCGAUGAAGAUAUUAUAAGGAGAUGAAAAUGAUAGUAACCAUUCGCCACUUGAGGUGAUGUCUACUGUUAACAGGCUUUCUGUUUUCUCGAAGAUCGUCGAAGGCGCGAGCAAACUCGAAUAGUAACUUCGUGGGAUUGAACGAGCGCAAAAGUGGGAAUGGGUCGCUCGCCUUUAAAAAGAAAAAUAAGAGGAAAAAAGGAACGACGGUGGACAGAUUAGGUGCUUUCUGAAAUUACUACUAAUAGGUGAAUGCGUUUUCGUUGUCAGAGUUGUUGCUCAGCUUUCAAAAGCUGAGCAACAACUCUGGUAUUGCUGCUGGUAUUGGUGAACCCCAAUCAGGGUUCAUGAUUGAAGAUAGGUUCAAAGAGAAACCAUAUCUUAUAACAUUCACAAUCAGCGAAGCUUGAGUAAUUAUCUGUUGUUAAUUAAAAUGAGAAAAUCACUUCAGCGUUACCAAAGAAUUAGCCAUUUAACGAGCUGCAUGUCUCAAAAGAAUUGAUCACCUAUAAAUGAGAAUGGCUCAAUUAAACUGUGUAUAAAUAAUACCAAUAAAAUAGAAUUUAUGUCUGACAGUUUACGUUUAAAUGCUUUUUUCAGAUUUCGUAUUUUUUGUGUCUCUAUUUCAAAACGGGUCCUCGUGCAAAACCUUUCGUAUGAAAAAGAGUUUGAUUCACAAGAAAAUGAACCUCAAACACAAUUCCAUAUCAAUCGUUUUCGCACGAAGACUCGUUCUGACACAGAGGCAAAAGCCAACUCGGAAAUGGCCUAUUUACCUUCAUGUGGAUUUUAAUAUUUUGUUUCACUUUUAGAUUGCCGCCUAGUUUUGGAGUUUGUUUUCUUUACUAUUUUGCUAAUUUGGUUUUGAACUCUGAUUCCGGUUUUUUCUCACACUUUUUUUCACAGCGUGCUCCGCAGCAAAAUUUUAAGACUGAGGCCCCAUAUAAUAUGUUCUCGGGUACCCGAGACAACCCUCUGGCCGAGGUAACUUUUAGCUUAUUUUUUUGCAAAAUUUAACCAACCGUUUACAUUAGGAUCGCGAACCCGUCUCGGGGGGCAAGACAACUCGGGUGGGCGAGUUGUCUCGUCUCGGCAGGUAGGGUAACCCUGGCGAGCGGGUCAAAUUUUUUUUUUUCAUAUAAACGCUUUGGCUCGCCUGACCGGGACAACUCUCAGCGUGGCGAGUGUCACGUAAUGCCUAGAUGGGGAUUUAAAGCAGA